Pichia kudriavzevii is the source of this 3594-nucleotide messenger RNA. RefSeq lists its product as uncharacterized. The transcript has a single exon. Gene Ontology annotation, molecular function: phosphatidylinositol binding. NCBI's taxonomy places the organism in Eukaryota, Fungi, Ascomycota, Pichiomycetes, Pichiales, Pichiaceae. Bases 1 to 3594 code for a protein of 1197 amino acids. The record is from RefSeq and is a predicted model, not a curated record. Gene Ontology annotation, cellular component: intracellular membrane-bounded organelle.
AUGGUUUAUCUGGCCUUACUGAAUAUGCGUAUGGUUGACCUAUGCGUGACGAUAUUGGUUGCUCUUAUUUAUUCCCGAAUGAUCCUCCAGCUAUUCUAUGGGUUCAUAGGAUUGAUAUUUGGCAUUUUAACACUAAUCGUUAUUUCCAACUACAUACCUUUGGAACAGUUUGAUGAAAUUGAGUUUAGCCGGAAGAGAGUGCAUAAAACUGCUUUUUCUAAAAGAAAAAAUUGGUCUUCUAAAUUGAAUCAACUUAAGGAGGACGCCACUAUUGCUAGUGAUGAUCAGCAGAUUUACCCAGAAAAUUUUGUUAUCAAUGAUACGCUAAACAAUCUGAUUACAUUGAUAAUACGUGAUUUCGUUGAUCUUUGGUAUAAGAGGGUAUCAGGGGACAAGCUAUUCCAAUCCUCAUUAUUUCAUGAACUAAGCUACGUUACAAAACAGUUAAAGGAGCGUCUUGUGGAAGUCGACUUCUCUGAUUUAACUAUUCAUACACUUAUACCACUACUGAAUGAUCACAUUGAGAAAAUUAUGGUGGCCCAUGAAGUAACAAGGGUAUCAAAAAUUGAAGGUAAGAUAUUGCAAAAGAUAAAAACAACGGCCGAUGAUUAUGUUCUUGCGUCACAUUAUAAUCGAGGUAAGUUGCAUCAAGGCAUCAAACUGAGAUCCGAUGACCCUGAAAAAGACUUGAAAAAAUAUCUGAAUAGAUUGGCGUCAAAGAUGCUUCCUCAUCUUUUAGAAGAGGAGGAGGUCAAUUCUGCUCCAAUAAGGAUUUUAGUAGGAGAGAUUCUUUCCUCAUUCGUGUUGUUACCGGUUUGCAUGAUGCUUUCUGAGCCAGAAUUUUACAAUGAGUUACUUGUGUCGGUACUAAACAGACAAAUGAAAGAUAGAAUUGACGUAAAGCGAUUUAGAAAUGUGUUAAGAAAACAUUCAACGACAUUUGAUACCGGGAGACAGAUAAAUCAUCCUUUUUUGGAGAUAAUGCCUUACCAUUUGAGUCUUAGUACAUCUAAAACCGAAUUUGAGUUACUACACAAUAUAGUGGAAAAAACUAAUGAUAGAGACACGCUUUUGAAGUUCAAGUAUUUUAUGAUUUUGCAGCAUGAAAAGAUCUUGGAACCGGUAAAAGAAGCUUCAAGUGAUCCAAAGUUGCAACAAAAGUAUAUUAAACGAUUCGAUAUGCUCAUUGGAAUGAUAAACAAUAAGCUCAGCAAAAUAAUGCAAGAGCAACUACCUAAAGUAGCUUCUGAAGGUAAUCUAAGUGAAUUCAACCAACAAAUUACAGGACUUCCAACUAUUCAGAAAGAGUUUGAAUUUCAUGAGAUAUUGUUGUCCUCUACAAAGCUUGAUUUUUUUAAGGAAUUCAUGAAGAGUCGAGGCGACAGAUAUCUCAUACUUCAGUUCUGGGUCGAAGCUAAUGAUUUGAGAAAUCCACUAGAGUAUGUAAACUAUAGUUAUGAUGCGCCAGAAAAUAUAGAGAGCCAGCCGGUUAGUAAUAAAAUCAAGCCCAAUGAAGAAGACAAUGCAGAAGAUAAUUAUGAAACAAACACACUUUUCUUUGACAAACAACUCUCUCAGGCAGAGGAUAUUGAAAGAAUUUAUAAUGAAUAUUUUAGUUUUUCGGUAAUGAAAAUACCACCACAAGUACAUUUGGUAGUGGAAAGGUUUGUGAAGAGUGAAUUUGCUGAUGUUUUGCUAUAUCAUAGAGCAAGGAAAAAUAUUUUUAAACUCCAGGAAUUUGAGUAUUUUCGGAUGAUGAAAAGCGAUUUUGUUGCCUUCAAAACCUCACCCAUGUGGACUAAAAUGAUAAUCGAAGAAGCUGUGAAUAGAAACAAGACUACGAUUUCAAAGAUCGAAGCCAUAUCAUUACAUGAUUUUGUAAGCAAUGAUAAACUUGCCAGUUUAAUUGAAAGUGGCAGUGUCGACGAUGAAAAUUAUGGAGACCCUUUGGAAAAAUAUUCCGAAAGAGAGGGAAACGGCAAUUAUGUCGAUGUAAACGUUAGUGGGAAAGUUAGUAAUAAGGUAAUCAAAGCUGUUGAGGAUGCUUUGAAUGAAAUCACGACCGCUUCUGCAUUCAAAUCCCAGCUUGACUAUGUAAACAAUGAAAAGAAGAAUUCACGUCUUGUCAGUGACGACGUUGCUAAGGAUUUGUUUGGAUCAGAUGACAGAGACAAUGACUUGUUUGGAAGUAAUAGUCUUCCUCCCUUAAAUGAUACCGAAGAUGAUCUAGUACCUUCAAUUGAUGAUGCAGCUUCUACAGCUAGCGAGUCCACUGAUCAAAUGGAAUCCAGUGAUUUGCAGGAAGUACCUGAUGAUUUAAAUCUAAGUGAACAAAUAGCUAAACUUAACGUUGAAGUUGAGAGAUUAGAGCAGCAAAAAUCAAUUAUCAAUACUUUGUUACAGAAAGCAGAAAUAAUCAACAACGUUCCAGAACUGAAAAUUUUGAAGAAAUCUUUUAUAAGUUUGGAAAAAGAAUUGAAGCUAAAAGUGAUGCAGAAAGAACAAUACGUCGUGCAAGAAGGAAAAAACUCAUUAUACCAGAAGUCAGCGGUUGAUAUUCUCAACGUAAUUUCCACAAAGGAUAAAAAUGGGAAAAGUUUUACUAUGUAUGUUAUAAAGGUCGUUAAGUUUACAGAUAGUGAUUUGUCUAGAAUUGCAGCAUCAUGGAUGGUUACGAGAAGGUAUAGCCAAUUCUACUUUUUACAUAACUACCUUAAGAAAACAUACCCUGAAGUUAGCGAUAUCGAGUUCCCAAAGAAAAGGCUUGUUGUUAAAUUCAUGCAAAAUCCUUUAAUCGAAGAGCGUCAAAUGAAACUAAGAGCAUAUUUGCAAGAACUUAUCAAGAACAAGAAUGUGUGUACAGACAGUGUAUUCCGCAACUUCUUAUCCAGUGAAAUUUUUUCAGCUUCACAUUCCACCAACACAAGUACCAUAAGGCCUCCCAAAUCAGAUACAUCAGGCACCAAACUAUACAACGUGGUAUCCACACAAGCACUAUACCCUUUACUUUCUUUGAUAAAUCAAAAAGGCAUUAUUGAUUACCAACUGAGUGGGUUUGAGAAGAACCUGUUUUUUUCCGAUACUCAUGAAAUCGGUGUUGAUCAAGAAGUGAAAACGAAAGAUAUUUCAUUUUUCAAGCCCAUUGGAGAUCUAAUUGUCACAAUAUUUCACCUUAACAAUUCUACGAGCUGGUUAAGAGGCAAAGCAUUGGUUCUUCUCUUUCAGCAGGUAUUUGGCUCAACAGUAGAAAAGGUCGUUCGCUCAAAUAUUGAUGGUAAAUUAAAGCAGGAGGAAACAGUGUCAGAUUUAUUGACUACGCUCCAGGAUAAGUUGUGGCCCAAUGGUACUUUCAGAGAAAGAUCUAAGCCACGAUCAUCAAUUGAUAAAGAAAGACACAAACAACAAGUAAGAUAUCUACUACAUGCGUUUCUCAGAGACACAUCGGCGAAAAUCUUUGGCCAAACAGCAGCUAAGGAAGCUGCAGAAACUAUUUUUCUUUCAUUUCAAAAUGAGUUACUAAACCGUCAUUUAAUAUUAUCAAUACUUGAUGAGAUUAUGCUUAAGAUAUUCCCAGAACUUACAAGCACAGACUAG